This is a messenger RNA of Aspergillus terreus NIH2624, 2382 nucleotides long. Its product is annotated as putative gamma-tubulin complex component GCP4. Gene Ontology annotation, biological process: mitotic cell cycle; meiotic cell cycle; microtubule nucleation. Lineage: Eukaryota; Fungi; Ascomycota; Eurotiomycetes; Eurotiales; Aspergillaceae. Bases 1 to 2382 code for a protein of 793 amino acids. Gene Ontology annotation, molecular function: microtubule minus-end binding; gamma-tubulin binding. Gene Ontology annotation, cellular component: centrosome; gamma-tubulin complex; spindle pole. The transcript has a single exon. The record is from RefSeq and is a predicted model, not a curated record.
AUGCUCCACGAGAUCCUCCUCUCCCUCUCCGGCCAACCGUCCCCAUUGUUCAAUCUUCGUACCGAUGAGGAUGCCAUCUCUGAAGACGCUUUUCCUCUCCUGUCACCUCCCGAGAAAGCCCUCCUCACCUCCCUUGCGCGCCUGAGUCGUCUACACGCCAAGUUACGAGCCCAUACAGCUUCUAUCUCGGCCUCACAUCCUUCGGUCGUUUGUCGAGCUGUUUCAACAGCAAUAAGCAAGCACCAUCUUGGCAAUUUUCAAAAGAAGAUACUGGAGGUGGAGGAAGCCAUCUUGACUGAGGACAGCGGAUAUGUUGGCGGCUAUGGUAUCGUGCCAUUGUCAACAAUUGUCGGGGAGUUCUCUCCUUGGACACGGCGUUUAGAAUGGCUGUGGGAAGUCGCCCGGGUAAUAAAACCCGAGCAGCCUCAAAGCAAGUCCCACGGCUGUACGGGAGCUGCGCUGAUUGACUUUCUCCGAGCGGAAUCGCAGACCGGAUAUCAAGACCUUGAAGAGAUGGCGCUUCACAUGAUAGGCGUGGCGGAGGUCGCAUGGAUGAGACAACUAUCGACGUGGCUACUCUAUGGAAACCUUCCAGUGCUUGGGAGGGAGGACUUUUUCAUCCAAGAAGAACCUAUGGAUGGGAACACCCCCUCAGUGGCGCCGAGCUUUGCCCUGCAUGUGGAUCUCCAGCCGAAAUUUGUUUCGUCGCAUACAGCGUCCUCCAUCUUAUUUAUCGGCAAGACGUUGAACCUGAUCCGAGCAAAGAGAAACAACUCCAUAACCAGUCCUUUAGUCGGCUUGUCAAUAUCGCCGGCCUCCCUGCAUGGAGAGCAUAUUGCCCAGCUUGCAUCCUUAAAAUCUCCUAUAUCUACCGCCAAGCUAUCCAACGCCAUCAGCUCCAUUCGAUUAUCUCUAUCUCAGAGCACGCUCUCGAAGCUUUUGCCGCUUCCCAAGAUCCUUGAAAUUUUAUCAGUUCUCCAUGACUUCAUGCUUUUAAGGCGUGGUGAAUUUGCUUCGGCCCUGGUAUCACAUGCCGAUGCCCGGUUAUACGAUAGACGCCGGAGACCCGAGACGUUGGCAUCCAGAGGCAAGUCUCGUGAGGGGCUUGAACUGAUAACCAUCAAAGAAGGUGAUGUUUUAUCGGCUCUUUCCCAGGCGUGGGCCGAGCUUUACUCGUUACAGAACGACGAAGACCCGGGGGAUGAUGCGCUAGAUCUUGCCAAAGACCUUUUCAAACUUUCUGUCUAUGACAAACGACAUGCUACAGCGUCAGGAACGGGCUCCAGUGACACGAGCGCUGUUAUCUCGGACGUCUCAUUUGAGGACCUCCUCUUCCCAGCUCCUACGGUACUCUCGGUUCAAGUACGGCCGCCCCUUGACCUGUUCCUUUCGGCAUCCGAUAUCUCCAUAUAUUCGAAAAUCCACUCGUAUCUGCUGGGUAUUCGACGUGCACAACUCCACCUAAGCGAUCUCUGGAAGCAUAGUUUCCUGCGGAAAAGCUAUCCUUCACCCUGGGGCCCGCCUAGGAGUAACAGCGCUUUCGGACAGAACAAACUCCGUAUUGGCAGAGAACGGGACAAUACGCGGAUUCGCCAGAUGCGCCCAAUCUGGGCCACAAGUAGCGCAUCUUUGUUCGUGAUGUCCGAGAUAGGAACGUACUUCCAAGGAGAAGUUAUUAAUGGUUCCUGGCAACACUUUCAAGAGUGGAUCCAAGGCACACCGCCUCAAACAGGGUCAAUGGUGAACUCUCGACCAGGGACUUCCUCGUCGAAAACCACGCCCGACGAUGCCUCAGCCGGGGGUAACAAGGCCCCUGAAACCAGCGACAACCAAUCCAGACAGAAUCCAGUACAACGUCAUGACCCUGAAACACUGACCAUUGCCCAUCGGCGAUAUCUGUUUUCCUUGGUGCAAGCGUUGUUUUUGACAGACGUGCCGUUUACUCAGUCCCUCCGGUCCUUCCUCGCGAAUAUCGACCACUUCAUUGCCCUUGUGAUCCGACUAGAGAGUGUUCAGCGCAACAUGGACCUAGAAACGGAUGAGGGUGUCGUCGACGCUCUGGUGGAUUAUGCCGGAGAAGAGAGGGAUAUCUGGCAUGCGCUUAUAUCUGCGCGCGAUAAUCUCGAAGCAGGCAUCAAGGAUGUCAUAUCACGACUGAGAGACAUUGAUGAUAACCGAGCGGGGGAUGGACGGAAGAUGUUUGACACGGCGAGAAGCCCACAGGAAGGUUGGUCGAUGCUUUCGCAGAACGGUUCCAAUCCCAACAUCGGCUCUCAGUAUCUUCCCAGAAAGGCAGCUGGUGUUGAUCGACUCCUUAUGAAGUUGGACUUUGGUCAUGCCAAUGCAGGGAUGAUGACAGGAGGCUUUCCUCUCACGAACUGA